AUGUUCCCCACUCUGUUUUGUCAAGGUACUGGGGUAGGGGGUUUUGGUUUUGAGACAGUUGACUCGUCGGGUCUGUCGGGUGGUUUAAUCUCGGUGUGGGAUGAGAGUAUUUUUGCCGUGGAAGGGAAUAACAAGCACAGGAAUUUCUUACAUGUUCGUGGGAAGUUGAAAGGGUCUAAUAGGGUGGUGAAUUUGCUGAAUGUUUACGCCCCGCAGGGGAUUCAGGCAAAAAAGGAGAUUUGGGAUCUCAUAUGUGAUUUAAUCCUGUCCAAUGAUGGUUUGUGGGUUGUUUGUGGGGAUUUCAACGCUGUCCGCUUUCGGGAGGAGAAAAGAAAUUGUUCUUUUAAGCCCAGCUGUGCAAGUAACUUUAAUUCUCUUAUCUAUGACGCCGGAUUGAUUGAGUAUGAGAUGAGAGGUAGGAAAUUUACUUGGCAAUCAGAGAAUAGUCAGAAGAUGAGCAAAUUAGACAGAUUUUUGGUGAAUUCUGACUUUUUCAAUGAUUGGCCCGAGGCCCGCGUUCAGGCCCUUCCUAGUUUAUGGUCAGAUCAUUGUCCCAUCGUCUUAACUUCUAAAUCAGCUAACUUUGGUGCUCGGCCCUUCCGGUUUUUUAAUUCGUGGUUGGGGAGAGAAGGCUUCAAAGAAGUGGUUGAGGAAGCGUGUCUUAGCUUCUCGGCGUCGGAGUGCAAUCCAGAUGUGAGGUUAAUUAAGAAAUUGGGGUAUGUUCGGUCUAAAUUAAAGAGUGGAGAGAUGCGAUGA
Molecule: messenger RNA, 756 nt
Organism: Helianthus annuus (common sunflower)
Lineage: Eukaryota; Viridiplantae; Streptophyta; Magnoliopsida; Asterales; Asteraceae
Exons: 1
Coding region: 1-756 (251 amino acids)
Molecular function (GO): catalytic activity
Source: RefSeq, a predicted model, not a curated record